Messenger RNA from Neurospora tetraspora, 848 nucleotides. RefSeq lists its product as uncharacterized. The transcript has 2 exons. The coding region runs from base 1 to 465 and encodes 154 amino acids. The record is from RefSeq and is a predicted model, not a curated record. NCBI's taxonomy places the organism in Eukaryota, Fungi, Ascomycota, Sordariomycetes, Sordariales, Sordariaceae.
AUGGCUCCCCUACCACUCCCACGCAUACCCGCCUCAACGGUCCAAAAAUUCGAAAACUUGGUCUUCAAACGGGUCGUGUACCCAGCUCUCCAAGGAGUUGAAGCCAUCCACCCCACAAGAACCUUCAGUCCCAUCACCCGGCGGCAAGACGCCCCACCCGCCGCUACAGUAACCGUCGUCCAAGCCGACAAUGACAACGACCCCGAUGACGCUCAAACCCUCAGCGGCGGUGCCAUCGCAGGCAUCGUCAUCGGCUCUAUCGCCGGCUUGCUUCUUCUCAUCUGGAUCUUCCGCAGCUGCUCCAACCUGGGCGCUCCACCAACAGACGACAAGCCCAACGGCAAGGCUUGGUACAAUGGCGUGAGGGAUGAGUACCCGCCCCGACACGUGGGCGGGGAGCCAUUCGAGGAGGUCGUCGAUGAGGGAGGUGCCGGUCGUGGUGGCGCAGCCGACGUAUACGUAUGAUGAUCGGAGGGGGAGGAGCGAUAGGAGGAGUCGGAGUCGGAGUGUUUCGAGGUACUAAAGGAGAGAAUGGCAGUUGAUGGCAGGGAGGUCAGGACACAGGAAUCGAAAUAGGAUGAGGUCGUAUGGCCGGGACGAGAGCACCGGGAGAAGAGGGCAUUGAUGAGAUAAGACAUCAAAUGCCACGGUUGACGAAUCGACGACUGGAUGACACGACCAUAUCUUUCCUCUUGACUCUAUAUAUACCCCGAUGGGAGAGUAUGGCAUCAAUGAUGAUCAAACAAUUGAGAAAACAUACACACUGGCAGCUGGAAGUGGGCCCAAUGUUGAUGAGACCAAAUCCGGAGUCUUGGUGAGAGCCGGAACGGUCAUUCAAUAACAUCAAU